AUGUCGAAAUCGAAGGUGAUCCUCACAGAGUACCUCUUUCAUUUGGUUGUGGUUAAUAUUAUUCUAUCGGAGGCUGCGGGAAUGGCGAAUAAGCUUUUGGCUUUGGAUAUUUACAUCUUGGACAAGUUAGUCGAGAUUUAUUGAAUUUUUUAAUUUUUUAAAUGAUUUUAAGCUUUUUAUCAAUUUCAUAAAGCUUCAUGAGAUUUUUUAAAGGAUUUUUGACACUUCUAGGAGCUUACUGAAGCUUUCUGGAACGUUAUUUGGAAACAUUAAGGGACUUUCUGACGUUUCUUUGGAUUUUCUAAGCUUUUUAAAACUUUUAAGAUGUUUAUAAAGCUUUCAGAGCCGUUUCAGAACAUCUUGCAGAUUCGAAAAUGCUUUAAAAUGGUUCCAAAGGUGUCAAAAGCUUAUUAAUGAAAAAAAAAAACUCUUCUUCUUUUAAUGAUUUUCAACUCUUUUUUUUCAGAGCCGCCCGUUACGUAACCUUGUUAAUCUCCGUCUUUUUCACAGUUUUGUCAACUGCUGUAGCAAACCACGAUUCUCAGUUCAUCAUUAUUUACAGGGAUUCGUUUGCUUAUACGCAAGGGGUUAACUGGGUAAUUCUCAAAAAAUUACUCUCUGAAAAAAACUUGAAAAAUGGAUAAAUUCACCAAAAAACCUUAUUCCUUGAGCGCGUCAUAAUUAUUGACUCACUCUUACUUUCAAUUUUUCAUUUGGGGUGAAUUGAAAGAAAAAUAAAAAUAAAAAAAUGGAAAAAAAGAAGUCUAGAAAUUUUUGUAAAAAAACAAAAACCUGCAACAACAGUUUCAUUGGAAACAAAUUUACAAAAAAAUAAAAAAAGUUUUUUUCAAUUGAAUUUUUUUGGAUCUCCCUUUUUCAGUAUUCCAUAUUUUUCAAUGAUUUUUCCCCAGGCUCUCCACAUUGCUUUAUUUUUCGUACCUGUCCUCACAGUUAUGACCUCUGUAUACGCCCGAUUCAAUUUCCCGACCCAAAAUCUCAAAGUGAUCCAUUUCAAGCUCUGGGUCGACAUGCUCACGUUCGGCGCCUGUUUUGGAUUGGUUGGUUUUUUUUUCCAGUUUGUCUGCUAG
Messenger RNA from Caenorhabditis auriculariae, 1088 nucleotides. Lineage: Eukaryota; Metazoa; Nematoda; Chromadorea; Rhabditida; Rhabditidae. The record is from the annotation of a GenBank genome assembly.